GAAUCUAACCCAACGUAAAGAGAUCGAUGACGCUCGCAAAUGAGAAUCUAAUCAUUUAAGAAUAAAUGCUUAAAUGCGGGAGAGGAGUGUGGAAGAUUUGCCGGGUCUCCUCCGUCAAGAGCCAACUAUCUCUCUGUGACUUUGGCUCUGCAUGGCUGCCCCUCGCUGUUCUCGUUUGUUGCUUCUUUACCAUACUCUGUUCUUCUCGACAUCACUGAUCCUCUCUGCAGCUUCAGUACCCGCGCCUCAGUCCUACAACCACCACCCAGAAGAAGAUGACACGCCCAUCACUCGGUUCCAGCGAUACCUCAGAAUCAAGACCGCACAUCCAGAACCCGAUUAUUCUUCAGCUGUCUCCUUUCUUACAUCUCAAGCACAUUCCAUUGGCAUCCAACAUCAAGUUCUAGAGUUCUCUCCCGGUAAGCCCCUUCUUCUCCUCACAUGGCCUGGCUCCGAUCCUUCUCUUCCUUCUCUUCUCUUCAAUUCCCACCUUGACUCCGUCCCUGCCGAGCCCUCCAAGUGGAUCCACCCGCCGUUCGCUGCCGUCCGUACGCCCGACGGGAGAAUCUAUGCCCGUGGAGCUCAGGACGAUAAAUGCAUUGCGAUGCAAUAUUUAGAGGCGAUUCGGAAUCUGAAAGAGAAGGAUUUCACGCCUACCCGCACGAUUCACUUUUCCUAUGUGCCGGACGAGGAGAUUGGUGGGUUUGAGGGAGCUGCCAAGUUUGUGGAUUCGAAGGAGUUUGAGGAUUUAAAUGUUGGGUUUAUGUUGGAUGAAGGACAGGCCUCGCCUGGUGAUGAAUUUAGGGUGUUCUAUGCGGAUAGGACGCCAUGGGAAGUGAAAAUUAAAGCGAAAGGACCACCUGGGCAUGGGUCGAGGAUGUAUGAUAAUAGUGCGAUGGAGAACUUGAUGAAGAGUUGUGAGGUUAUAAGUAAGUUUAGAGAGAGUCAGUUUGAUGUCGUCAAGUCCGGUGAAGCUGCUAAUUCCGAAGUUAUUUCGAUUAACCCCGUUUAUUUGAAAGCCGGGGUUCCUUCACUAACUGGAUUUGCAAUGAAUGUGCAGCCUUCAGAAGCUGAAGCAGGUUUCGAUCUUAGGCUACCCCCUACUGCUGAUCCAGAAGAAAUGAGAAGAAGGAUUGCAAAAGAAUGGGCACCAGCCACCAGAAACUUGUCAUAUGAGAUAAAAGAGAAGGGACCCAUUAGAGACAACAUGGGACGCCCCAUGAUGACCCGAACUGAUGAUUCCAAUCCAUGGUGGUUAGUUUUCGAGCAGGCUAUCACAUCAGCUGGAGGAAAACUUGCGAAGCCUGAAAUUCUUGCUUCAACAACUGAUUCUAGAUAUGUUAGACAGAAAGGAAUUCCUGUUCUUGGCUUCUCACCAAUGACAAAUACUCCCAUACUGCUUCAUGACCACAAUGAGCACCUACAAGAUACUGUGUACAUGAGGGGGAUCAAGAUAUACGAGUCUGUGAUAAGUUCCUUGAGCUCAUCCACGGAAUCUUCAACGAGGUGACGGCAUUUGUUUCUUCAUGAGAAGCAUCCUCCACUGCGUAGGAUUUGGAGAAAAAAGAGAAAAACAGUGUCUGCAUCGUCUUUCAUUUGAUCCCUUUUCCUUUCAAGAUCCAAAGUCUUACCUUUGAAUUAACCACAAUAAAUUCACUUUAAUGAGGAGUUCAAGAUUGGAAACACCUUUUUUCAAUUAGAAUUUAUGAACAUUUCUAGUUCAAAGAUCAAUUUUAUUAUUAUUAUUUUUCCCUUAA
Messenger RNA from Neltuma alba, 1757 nucleotides. Its product is annotated as aminoacylase-1-like. The record is from RefSeq and is a predicted model, not a curated record. NCBI's taxonomy places the organism in Eukaryota, Viridiplantae, Streptophyta, Magnoliopsida, Fabales, Fabaceae. Gene Ontology annotation, cellular component: cytoplasm. Gene Ontology annotation, biological process: amino acid metabolic process. The coding region runs from base 152 to 1510 and encodes 452 amino acids. The transcript is spliced from 4 exons. Gene Ontology annotation, molecular function: aminoacylase activity.